This is a messenger RNA of Drosophila novamexicana, 2265 nucleotides long. RefSeq lists its product as uncharacterized. The record is from RefSeq and is a predicted model, not a curated record. NCBI's taxonomy places the organism in Eukaryota, Metazoa, Arthropoda, Insecta, Diptera, Drosophilidae. The coding region runs from base 643 to 1323 and encodes 226 amino acids. The transcript has a single exon.
AAACGCAGCGCUGCUUUACAACACUGCGAAUUACCGAACUUGAACAACGUUGCCAGAGUUGCAACUUUGCAGCUUUCGCAAGCAAGAAUUGAUAAACGAAAAAGGAGAGCGAAAUUCAACGACUCUUACAAAAAGAAAAACAAAAUCAUAUGGGGCAGAAAAAUUAGUUACAAAAACAAAAGCACUAGAGCACAAAUGAACGGCAACGCGUAACAGACAAAAGCAGAAGCCGAUAAAAAGCCACCCUUACGACGGGCGCCGCGUUGCCAGGCGUCAGACGGCAGGCGGCUGGCAUCGGGCAGCUUUUCUAAGGGUUCGCAUUCAGUUGAACAGCAAACUUCGAAGCGUACGGUUCGCAGUUCGGUUGCGUUUCUAUUUUCUCCAACAAUUUUCAGCUAACUUCUCACACACUUACACCGAUACCGUUGAUAGCGACAGGCCAGCCAACCAGCAGACAGAAUAUUCGCUCAUACACAGUGCUUGCGCGUAUGUGUGUGUGCGUGUAGGCUCGCGUUCGUGUUAGUGCAUAUGUGUGUGUGCUUGUGUUGAGUGUGUGUGUGUUUUUCUCGACAUUGUCGACGUUCUCCUCAAACCAAACACGUUAAAAAAAAAGUAGAUAUAUAUAUAAAAAAAAGUGCAAAGAUGGCCGAAAAUUGUCCAAAAUGCAAAAAAUCAAUCAACUCGAAGGAUGCAAUCAUCAUCUGCAAUUCGGACGACUGCCUGAAGAAGUUCCAUCGCACGUGCGUCAAUAUAGACGAUGCGAUGUACGAUUUGAUACAGAAGAACCCAAUGAUAUCGUUUAACUGUGAUGAGUGCAGAAAUCAAUCACCGAAGGCGCUGUCCGCCAAGCUGCACACCAUCGAGGAGAAGGUGAACAAGGUGUGCAACGGCGUCAAUCAGAUCCAGGGUCGGAUGUACCAACAGUAUUUCCAAUUUGGCAAUCAGCCCGUCAACAAUCUGGAUGGCAAAAAGCAUCCGCAGCAAAACAAUCUCAUCGUUGUUGGCAACAAUUGCAAUUCGGAUCGAUUGCAGGUCGUCUGCGACUACGGUCGCUGGGUGCAGGUGGGCAAAUUUGCGACAAACACCAGCGAGGAUGACAUUAUCGAGCACCUGGCCGAGGAGCUAAAGAUCAACAAGAAUCUGGUCAAGUGCACCAAGCUGGUCAAAAACGAUGCCAACCUAUCGCAGCUAUCCUAUUGCAAAUUCAAGAUAUCCAUACCGGACUAUCGUUUCAAUGAGCUGUUCAACGAGGCGAUUUGGCCAAGUGGCGUUAUGGUUAGCCCAUUCACACCACGCUCUCAGCUGAAUCAGAAUCGCAUAUAAAACGAGAGAGACCGAACGGGCGCAGCAGCGAGAGCAAGCCGCAGCGGCAGAGAGCGCGCCUGCGCACCAAUGGGCGACGGGGUGGCUGCCGAGAGAGAGUGUGAGAGUGAGAGUGUAAUGGAGAGAGCGCGCGCGGCUGCUGAAGGAGGAGGGUUGCCUGUGCCGGUCGGUCAGCGACAAUAGCAGCCACAAUAAUAAUAAUAACAACAACAACAACAACAAUACAGUUUUCAUUCGAUAAUGUUUUGUGCCGGGUUGGCUUCACUUUGUAUGCAAAAUUUUUCAACACUGACAACUCGAAACUUUGUCUCAACACUUUUCGAAGCUUAAAGGCAAGAAUUGCAGCCACACAGAUUACUUAAAGAAUUAACUUUGAAAAUGCAAUUUAAAAUGUUUUAGCGUUGCGUAAAAUGAUCGAACAAUUAAUAAGAAUGCAAAAGAAAACCAAAACUUAAUAUUUUUAAAUAAACAAAACAAAACCAAAGUUAAAUACUUAAAUGUGCAGCAGAGUCAAAUAUUAGUCAUUUAUGCAUAACUGUCAUAUUUAAAUUAAACAAAAUGAAACUCAACUAUUAAACCACAAACAAAUAUAUAUAAAUAUUUAAGCUAUUUAAACGAGAGGCACCAAAACCAAGUUUAAUUUAUCUACUUUCUAACAAUCAAAUUUCCCCUUUUCGUUUUUUUUUUUAUUACCUAUUUUAGUGUACUUCCCCGCAAUUCCAAACCAAAGAAGUUUUAAACCAAAGCAUUAGCUUAUAUACAACUUAUUCUCAAUAAGCAUAUUCAGCUAUAUUGUAUUCGUAUUUGCGUAGUUUGAGGCAUUUUCAAAGCUUGUUCCCAAAAAUUUCUAGAAAUUUUGCGAACCACUUAAAUGAACAAUUGCAAAUUGCAAUUUGUAAAACAUAUUCAAAACAAAACUUAUAUGUAUUUCUAUAUUCGAAA